Molecule: messenger RNA, 1124 nt
Organism: Salvelinus sp. IW2-2015
Lineage: Eukaryota; Metazoa; Chordata; Actinopteri; Salmoniformes; Salmonidae
Gene: tmem18
Product: transmembrane protein 18
Cellular component (GO): nuclear membrane
Source: RefSeq, a predicted model, not a curated record
GGAGGGGGCGUUUCUUCCGCAUUCGUUUCUUGUGUUUACACAGUAGUUGUGAACGUGUAUUUUGUCAAGAUGACUGAUCAGAAAGCACAAAAUAUAAGCUCUAUUCCAAUCGAUGCAUUUAGCAAUAUGCGAAUCACAUCAAUAUGGACAUUUCUGAUGUCUAUACAGUGGUCGGAGCCGUGGCUUAUUGGACUUCUGGGGUUCCAUGCUGUCUGUCUCCUCGCAACUCUCCUGACACGUAGAUUCUACAGAGUGCAAAUAUGCCAGUUCCUGGUUAUGGUAUGUAUGGUGUACAGCGCUGAAUAUCUGAAUGAGGUGGCAGCCAUGAACUGGAGGUCAUUUUCCAAGUUCCAGUACUUUGACUCAAAUGGGAUGUUCAUAUCUUUGGUCUACUCCAUUCCCCUUCUGCUCAACACAAUCAUCAUUGUUGCGUUGUGGGUGUACAGGACGUUCUCCACCAUGAUAGAGCUGAAGACCCUGCAACUGAAGAGAAAGGCCCGUAGAGAGCAGAACAAGAAGACUGACUAAUCACUCUCCUCUGGGACCUCCAUUGAGAUCAGUGGGGUGCUGAUGCUGGGAAUCACUUCAACUGGAUCCAUGUUAGCUUGGCUAACAUGGUGCCACAUCAGCAUCAGAUGGCAAACAUCUGCAUCACAACAUGGUUGGCUCCAGUGCUUCGACUGCCUAAACUUUUUGAAAGGUAGAUUUGUACUGUGUUUGUAUUAACUACAGUAUGAGAAGAGUGGAGGGGGUGAUCACUAUUGUCUUCCAUCUUUUCAAUGGGUAAAUCUCACACCUGCGUUGCUUAUAUACUUGCCCAAGUUGACUUCCCUCUGCAAAUCAGAACAGACUGGAUGGCUGAAGAAGUAUGGUUGUGGUAAAGUUGCCUUUUUUCAUUAAGUGAAUAUCGUUUGAUGGAAUACAGUGUACAUAUAAAACUUUUAUUAAGGGGACCAAAUAUGUUAUCAAACAUUUAUAAAAAAGAAAUCUUCAUAUUAUGUGAUGAGAAGGUGGCCUACUUGUUUUGCACAACAGUGUAAUGCUCAUGGCAAAUAUUGUCGUUAUUUUGCAUGUAGUGAUAAUGUUUAUGGAAAAUAAAAUGUUGUAUUGAGGCAUAAAUGCAA